Mugil cephalus (flathead mullet) is the source of this 7021-nucleotide messenger RNA. RefSeq names its product SH2B adaptor protein 3 (gene sh2b3). Lineage: Eukaryota; Metazoa; Chordata; Actinopteri; Mugiliformes; Mugilidae. The transcript has 8 exons. The record is from RefSeq and is a predicted model, not a curated record. Gene Ontology annotation, molecular function: transmembrane receptor protein tyrosine kinase adaptor activity. Bases 1271 to 3532 code for a protein of 753 amino acids. Gene Ontology annotation, biological process: intracellular signal transduction. Gene Ontology annotation, cellular component: plasma membrane.
AGGUGUCGCUACAGAACUGCUCUAAAUUGUGUUGUAUUUUUCUGGGAUAUCAGACGCUCGCACCUGGCGGGCAAGGUGAAUUAACCAUGUGGCCGACCGAAACAAAAACAACAAUAGGAUUCCUCCUGUUUCAGUGUCCUCUCGUGUCGCGAGGUCACAUAUAAGCAGUGUGCGUGACUGUGGUGCAGAUGUAUUGAGGAAAAACGCCACUUUGUCGAGAUAGAAAUGCUUUUCCCAAGACCGUUUGCUAUUUUAUCUUUUGUCGUGGAGGAAUAAAUGUAAAAACAAAAAUGUAAUAUAAUAAGAUUAGUAUCAUAUAAAUGACUCGAUGAAUUAACUUAACAAAAUGUACGGGUAUCCGGAAAGACUUGUCGGCAGCGUCAGGAAAAGCCUGUGUGUGUGCAUCUUGCGCACAAUGUGCUGCUGGCUGCGACUUUAAAACAGCGCUAAAAUUGGGAGAGCGACUUCCUGGUCGGUAGUUUCGAAAUAAAAGGACAAACAGACCUAAAAAUACGAGUUAAAAGCGUCAUGUCUAUUGUGGACACCCGUCUACAACUAUGCUUUCUACCUUCUUUUUGGAAAUUUGGAAAUGACCAAAAAACAAAAGAGUGGCUAGAUAGAUACAACAAUACACAGAGUAAAUAUAAAGUGUUUAAAGCAAUAUAGAAACUAUUUUAGACAUAUUUUAGACAUAUUUACGACCAAUGAGACACUUUAUACAAAGAAACAAACAUCUUCGCUGAAUUACCUAAUAAGCUACGUUAAGUGGUUGCGCAAAUGAAACGUACUGUCCUCUACUAAAUUCUCGUUCUUAAAAACGCACCGGGGUACAUGCCUCUUAUUUUGAAAACACAUCCGGAAGUUGUGCAUUACCUCGUGCUUGACGCAGUUUGACCGCGCUAGCUACUUUUUUUUUUUUUUUUUUUUUUUUUUUUUGACAGCGGAAAUGAACAGUCGCCACUUUUUUCCGCGUCAAGUUCGUGGCUGAAAGUUUUUUUUUUCUUUCCUCUUUUUAGCGGAGGAGCAGGCGCGUGCAGUCACAAUGAGAGAGAACGCGACGGGCAUUUUAGGAUGCAGCUCUUUCUUCUGAUGUCCACUCUCCCUCCGCUGCUGCUCCUCCUCGCCGACGUCGUUUAAGACUUAACUUUAGACGCUUCUCCACACAUUUCCGUUAUGCGAAAUCCAACUUGGUGGUUAGUCGUCGUGCUGCGGUGGGUGCCUGUCCGAGAUAACGGAGAACCAGUGAUUCUCAGCCUGUCUGGUUACUGCAAUGAAUGGUAACACUAUCCAUCCAGCCAACACCACCACAACAGCAGGAGGAGGAGGCCCAGGUGUGGCAGCGCUCCCAAGAGGUUGGAGAGAGUUCUGCGAGCUACAUGCCAUCGCCACCGCCCACCAGCUGGCCGGACACUACCGGAGCUUCGCCAGAGACCGGCCGCAGCAUGAUGUGCUCCCACCCGAGACCUUUUCCAAGCAGUUCACCGACCUCUUCCAGCAGCACUUCUGCUGCGAGGUCGACAAAGACGGCGUUCCCUUCAGCCAGAACACAUGCGCCGCCGCUUCCGGCAGUGCUUCCUCCACAUCUUCAGUGGAAGCUGUGAUCAGCCGACUGCGGAUCACGUCUUCGUCUGGGGUGCAGGACUACAGGGAGGCAGGCCGGCCGAGCGGAGGAGCUGCCCCGCUGGCCGUGUCGCCGAAAGUGGAGCCGGUGGUUGUGGCCCGGGAGCAGGAGCAGCAGUUGAGAUGCGCUGCGGGGAGCUCCUUUUCCGCGUCCCGCAGCGGACCGCUGGUGAUUCGCAGCCGCAGCAAUGAGGAGGUCUCUGGAACCGAUCACCGCCAGGUAUCUGCACGGUACUCGUCUGACUCCUCGGCCUCCAACCCCGGACACACUGACAUCACACAUUUCUCUGUCAACCACAUCCACCAGACAGUAAGGCGGCUUUUAAAAAAUUGGCAGCCCCCCAGCCUCCGCUCAUCCCAGGACCUGUCUCCUAGCAACCCCGUCACCACCAACAGCAGUCCCCCAAAUAAUAAUGACAGAAUGGGUGGAAUUUCCUCCGCCAAUGAGGACAUGUCAUCCUCCUCCUCCUCCUCCCACUCUUCCUCGUGCCUGAACUCUGAAGCCACACCCACAGCUGCUUCACACCGUAGAGUGCGUGGAGUAGUCUCUCAGUUUCUGGGUCGAUUACCUUUUAUACGCAGCAGAAGCCUAAGGCAGAGGAGGUCGGAGGCGAGCGGCUGCUGUAAAGACAGCCAACUGAGGUACUUGAUGGUGGACGACACUAUCUCAGACUCUCAGCCCCACUGGCAACGCUGCCGCCUGCUGGUCAGGAGGAUCAGAGAUGCUCAAGUUGGAGGAGGAGUGGGAGGAGGAGAGAGGUACCAGUUGGAGCUCUACGAUCCACCAAAGGCCUCCAGUCCCAAGCUGACGACUCACUGCUCAGAUAUCCAAGAAGUCCGUCGUUGUAAUCGUCUGGAAAUGCCCGACAACUUAAACACAUUUGUUCUAAAGGUUAGUCGAGGUAGUCUGAUUUUUGAAACGGACAAUGACCAGCAGGUCAGCUCCUGGACGACGGAGCUCAAGGAAUGUAUCAGCAACAGGUCAGGCAGCGUGGACUUGGAGCCCCUCCCCUCACCAGUUGACAGCUCCGCGACAGCCAAUCACAGAGGGAGCUUAGAGUCAGGAAGUCAGAGUCCCACCACAUUCACGCCUCCGGAGCAGGUCACGCAGAAGACAGAUCACUUCCUGUUGUCCUACCCCUGGUUCCAUGGGCCCAUCUCUCGCGUCAAAGCAGCCUACUUAGUUCAGAGCUCUGGACCGGAGGGACACGGGGUGUUUCUGGUCCGGCAGAGCGAGACGCGCAGGGGAGACUACGUCCUCACCUUCAACUACCAAGGGAAAGCAAAGCACCUGCGCCUCUCUCUGACGGAGUGGGGUCAGUGCAGAGUGCAGCACCUCCGCUUCCGCUCCGUGAUGGAGAUGCUCGGCCACUUCCGCCUCUUCCCCAUCCCGCUGGAGUGCGGAGCCGCCGGCGCCGUGACCCUGUCCAGCUUCGUGGUGGCCGGCUCCAGCCCUCCGUCACAGGGUCAGCUCUCAGGCGCUCUCCUCGUCCCCUUCUCCCUCCACCGGUGGAGCUCUGAGCCCAGCUUGGCUCACUGCAGCCUGGCCCGCAGCUCCAGUCAGCCCCGCUCCUCCUGCUCCGCCACCAGCACCAGCACCAGCACCAGCACCGCCAGCGGCAGCAUCCUCGGCAGCCCCCCCACCACCAACACCGCCACCACCGCCAACACUCCCAGUCCCAGCUCCGCUUCACAGCUGGGAAACCACCCGCCCACUCGCGGCAACUCGGUCCGUGACCCCGCUCCCUCGGUCCCGCCCUCUCUGCGUCGGAGCGAGUCCGUGGGGAGGAGGCCCGCGCUCCGUCAGCCCACCUCCCACCCUCCCAUCAUCCCUCAGCGGGACUCGGACUACGAGCUUGAGCCUGACCGGGGUCGCAAGCGGGCCAUAGACAACCAGUACAUGUUGCUCUGACCCACUGAGACAAACCCCCCCAUCCUCCUCCUCCAUCACCUCUGACAGACAAACAGACAAACAAGACAGACAGACAGACAGUCACCUGCACACAUCCCACAGACACAGCAGACUCACGAACUUGAGGCCGACAAGUCUUUGUCUGACGAACGUGUCAGAACAUAUACACACACUCGCCACGUCCGACGCUGGGUGUGUGUUUCCCGGCGUCGGACCCUCACAGCCUCCAUCCAGAGUGUCCACAGUGAAUGUAUUAGUAGUUUUAUAGCAGCGUUGACUAUGAUUAUUCUCCUUUUUUUUUUUUUUUUUUUUUUUUUUUAAUUGAUGUUGAGGUUCUGUGCGAGGGACGGAGAGUCACGUGAGUAACUGUCCUCGAGCCCCCCGGGCAGAGAAACAUUAUUUUACAAUGUUAAACCUCCAGGGAAGUCGUAUAGAGGUGCGUUUGGUUUCAUUAGCAUCUGAACUGUUGGGAAAGCACUGCCUGCAAAAACUGGUUGAGUGAAGGCUCCUUUCAAAUAUUUAAGACAUUCAGUCUUCACACCAGCGUGGUGUGAACCCCCCCAACAAGACAAAAGCACUCUGAUCUGAUAUAGGGUGCGAUGAUAUUAGUCAUUCUUCCUCUUGUGCAUUAUUACGUAUUUUAAGUGCACGUCGCCUUCAGUGCACUUUGGAAACAAUGUGUAUUUUUUUUUACAGUACACAGAUUCUUUUGUAGAAAAAUAAUAAUAAUAAUAAUAAAAAAAAUAAAAAUAAAAAGGAGAGGAGUUGGUUAAAGAUAGUUGGGAAGCUGCACUGCUUCCACUCCUUCGAAACCUUCGCUGACGCGCCGCAGGAAUGAUUCAAGAUAAAGCUUUUCACCAGCACUGUUUCAUCUAAAGCUAAGUUUAUGGUGUGAGGUGUACGUGAGACGAGUGAAAGUGAAGCUCAGAGGCUCAGCUGCAUGUGUUUUUUUUUUUUUUUUUUUUUUGUUCAUCUCAGCCCGUGUGAAUCCCAGGACUUUCCUAACAUCACCGUCGAGUGUCUUCGCACCGUCGCGUGUUGAAUUUCAAGCACCAAAGACGUUAGUGCACAAAAAGGCGGCCUCACGGAAAUCAUUUCUGCCACAAAAUCACAAUAAAGUCUUAUAAUAUAAUAUUAUAAAACGAUAUAUGGAUAAAAAUAUCACCCUCCUGAUUCUUUUUAAGUUAUUUUUUAAGAGGUAUUAAUUGCCACUAACUUAAUAACAGACAGUCUGAGGCUUCAUCCUUUUAAUUAUUCAUUUUAAUUCAAGCAAUCAAGUGUUUAACUCACAGUGAAACCAGCAUCAAACCAAAACUUACUUCCACUUAAAAUGAAAGAAUGAUUUUGUGGCUAAAAGUGAUUCACCAACAUGAGACGUUUAGUUUCAUUUUGUGUGGGGGGAAAAAAAAAAAAAAUCCACAAUUCGAGCGAGAAACUUGAACAGCUUCACUCCAAAGACCGUGAGAGUGGGAACGGCUCCACGUAGACAGGAAAUGAAUCAAAGCCGGGCAUUUGACACAGUCUGAAUCAUUUAUCUUUUCUGUCUUUUUUUUUUUUUUUUUUAUUUGGGAGGGCGGGGGGAUUCUCUAAACUAAACAUGAGGGUCACAGCGCUGGACGCUUCAAGCCAGGCUCAAAACGAUAUUUUCCACACCCAGUUUUGCCACGGUUUGACCAUCUAGCACCAAACCCUCAAAGGGCUCUUUUAAAAGUAGGACGGUGACGCGGUGCAGCUCCUCGUUUUUUUCAUAUUUACACGUCUCAUUCCCCGUUUCAGACCAAUAUUGAUCCCGGGAGUCGUACCGCGUUCCCGCCUCUACUUUCUACACGCAUAGCAUUAAUUAGUUUUCAUAGUAUUUUCUGUAUAACUGCGCCACCGCAGCUAAAAACCAAGGAAGAGCUGUGAAACAAAAUGUUUCUACACUAUGUCAUUUAUUUUUAUUUUUAAAAAAAAUAGAGCGUCUUUGUGAGGAAAAGGCUUUGAAAGUGUCUAAAUGUGAAGCACCGGUGAUUAGACUCAGACGUUGAGCCAGUUUAAAGCCACGCUGGCUACGACAGAUGUUAACUCAGGUGUGACUAGAAGGUUAAGAUGAUUGCAUCCGAAAACCAAAAAAAAAAACAAAGCCUUUACCAAAGCCCCUUAAAAAAAAAAAGAGCUGAUUUGAAGCCGCUCUGAUGUGAACCUCGUCCCUCCUUACAGAAAACACAACAUGUGAGAAGCAGCCACUUGUUGACAUAAAAGCAGUAGUUUGGACGUCGCACCUAAGAUUAAAUGUCAAAUUCUCUGUAAUUUUUUCUUUCUUUUUUUCUUUUUUUUUUUUUUUUAUUUUCCAGUAACUGAAGCUUCAUUAGCAGCCGAACGCCAUUUGGGAAACAGUGUGCUAGGACUUGUCUGUCUUCUAACUUUGCUUUAACACUAACUUCAGCAGAUGAUCUUUAGAUUAAGCUUCAGUAAACCUCUGCUUAGAAAAACAAAAGGCGACUGGAUUUCCUCCAGAGUUUACUCUGCUUAUUACACAAUAACAAGUCAGCUGUGUCUACCACAGGAACAUUUUUUAUUAUUAUUAUUUUUUUUUAAUUGUCAUUUUAGUUUUUUUUUUUUUUUAACAAUGGUUGUGUCGUUCUCUUUAACGUAUCAUCAAGACUGACAUCUUUUAAGGGGAACAAAAACAAGGAUGUUUUUGGCAAAAGUACGGUUGGUCUUCCUGCCUUUUAAUGUGCCCGAGUCUAAACAAACCCCCCCUCCCACCUCCUCAUCACUUCUCUGUUUCUGCAAAGGGAAAGCAACGGUAGUGUAGCCGCGACUCCUCUGAAUAUCUCUUUGCUGAUCCUUCAUCUUGGGAGAAUGACUGUGCCUUUUGCCAGAAAGCUGCUGUUGCGUUUCCCGUCUUGGAAAAGCUCAGGGUGUGAAUGUGUGUAGUGCAAUAUCUGCGAGACGCCCCGCGCUUCACAGCGGGAGCGAUCAGAGGCUUCUCACGCAUGAAUCCAGCGCCCCUGCGCCGGCUCAUAGGCUGAAGGAAUAAAUGUUCCCAAGAAAAGCGUCGCUUUUGCGUUUAAAACCCGGGGCUACUGCUUCAUUCGCUUCGCAGCUUUUUACUUACACGAAUCGAGUUAAUGCUAAAGAAGAUCGCCGUGUACCUCAGGUGUCUUUAAUUCCUCCACAUGCACUCCACAAAGGCCUUCAGCCCGCCCCCACUUCCCCCUCUCUUUUUUUAAAAAAAAUAAAUAAAUGAAUGAAUAAAAAAUGUCCAGUUGAUGAAUGUAAUGUGUUCUCAAUACUGUUCAUCCUGUUUGUUAACUUAGCACUGUAAACAUUCCAGUUCGACCAAACGUCACAGCCAACUAUAAAAAAAACCCACAACAGCUUUUAAAACCUGUCAUCGUGUUUGCCUUCCUUUUCAGUUAUAAUCAUCUAAAUUAUAUUAAAUAUAUACCAACUGUAUAUUUGACUUUUUUUUUUUUUUUUUUACAAUAAAUAACCAAAGAAAAA